AUGAUCGAAGAACCACCAUCCGUUUCAACCAUCAAUGCCAUUGAAAACCGGCAAAGAUCCUUGCUAUUCUAUGUGAAUGGACAGCGCCAUAAUCCUUCUCUUUGUUCCUUACAAAGUAUUCAUAUGAGCUUGGCUGAAUAUUUGAGAGAAUCAUGUGGACUUACUGGAACGAAAAUUGGAUGUAAUGAAGGAGGAUGCGGAAGUUGUGUGGUUAUGAUCUCAAAGUUUGUAUCUUCAACAGGAUCAUCUUCAUGUACCGAUCAGUUGUAUGAUGCAACUAAUGAUGGUCAUUACAGACACAGUAACCAGAGAAGCGAGCAUGAUCCGCAUAGUGGUGUGGUCAAGAAUAUGGCCAUAAACGCUUGUCUUUUUCCGUUAGUACUAAUGGAUGGCUGUGCUGUUAUAACAAUCGAAGCGUUUGCCAAUCUCAAAGAUCAUGUUCUCAAAUUAUUACAAGAUCGAGUUGUUGAAUUCAAUGCCCUUCAGUGUGGAUUCUGCACUCCUGGAAUUAUAAUGAGCUUAUACUCUUUGUUAAGGAAUCAUCCUCAUCCUACAAUGGAACAAAUUGAAUUGGCCCUUGAUGGUAAUUUGUGUCGAUGCACCGGUUACAGAAGUGUCAUGGAAAUGGCUCGGACUUUUUGUGAGAAUUUCGACUCUUGCUGCAAACAAACACGAUCAACCGCUGAAACCGACGAUGAUUGUAUGAAAAACAACACCAGCCUCGAAGAUUGUUGCCAAGGUAGCUCCUCGUCAUGUGCAUGUAAGGCAAAAGGUUCAAAUGAAGAGCAAAAUAGAGUCACUAACUAUUCUCCCGAAGAAUUUCCUUCACACCCAUUAUUUCCUUUUGAACUGAGAAACUACAAGCCUGAAUAUUGGGAAUAUUGUGAUAAGAAUAUUGAGUGGUAUCGACCUUUAAAGAUGGAACAAUUGGAAUGUGUUUUGAAAUCUCUCCACAACAGAGGGAAAAUGUCAACCACAAAAUUUAUUGUUGGUAAUUCAGAAGUUGCAUUGGAGAUGAGACACAGAAAUCAUAAUUACUCUCAAUUUAUUGCCAUGACUCAUAUUGAUGAGUUGUUACAAGUGAAGAUUGAGCAAAACAUUCUCAGCGUUGGCUCCUCUGUAACUAUCAAUACGCUGAUGGACUUCUUGCAGCUUCGAAUGCAAGAAUACGAGAAAGCAGGAGAGAUUUGUAAAUGUACCAAGAUGAAGGCCAUAUUUGAACAAUGUAAAUGGUUUGCUUCUACUCCUGUUAGAAAUGUUGCAUCAAUAGGAGGUAACAUCAUGACAGGAUCCCCAAUCUCUGAUCUAGUACCAGUUUGGCAAGCCUUGAAUGCAUCUCUUACAUUUUAUAAUGUGGAAAUACACUCAAGAAGAAAAGUUUCGAUCCAAAAGGUAUACACAGGAUAUCGAAAAUUAGAUGUUUCUGACUCUGAGGUUUUAAUUAAGAUUGAAAUUCCCAAUAUCGAGACCGAUUCAGAUUAUGAGUAUUGUAAAACUUACAAACAAUCUAGGAGACGGGAAGAUGGAGUUGCCAUUGUCAAUGCAUGCAUGUAUUUAAAAUUAUCUCCAUAUGAUUUUAAGAUUGAGAACUGCUCGUUUUCUUUCGGAGGAAUGUCGUUCAAGACAGUUCAUUUGGAAAAACUCUCUCAAUUCCUUAUUGGAAGAUGUUUUAAAGAAGAAACUCUCUUUAAUGAGGCACUUUCAAUCAUCAAUCAAAAUCUUACUCUCUCACCAGACGCUCCUGGAGGUCAAACAUUGUACAGAAUGACUCUGGCUCAGAGCUUCUUUUUCAAAUUCUGGGUACAUGUAAAGAAGAAACUAAACAUGACAAAAGAAGAAGAAGUCAGCGUCCUCACGGAUCACCAUUACAUUCCAAAAGAUUGUUUUGAGUUCUCUCAAUAUAUUGAUCAUGUUAAACUGAAUCCCAAUAUCAUAGAGUCUAAUGCCAGAAGGUCCAAUUCUAGCGUAGGAAGAAGCCAUUCUGAUGUCUAUGCAUAUGAUUGUGUUUCAGGAAAAGCCAUGUAUAUCGAUGAUAUUCCUACUCUUCCUAAGGAAUUGAAAGCCGCUCCUGUGUUAUCAACUAAAUCAUUUGCACGAAUAUUGAAAGUAGAUGCAUCGAAAGCUCUUUCCAGUAUUGAAGGUGUUGUUGAUUUCAUUUCUUUCAAAGAUGUACCUCAACGAAAUAGAGUAGGAGCCAUUAUUCCUGAUGACGAAGAAUUGUUUUUGAGCGAAAUAUGUACAAGUACAGGUCAACUCAUUGGUUUAAUACUCGCUGAAACUACUCAUCAAGCGAGAGAAGCAGCCAAACUGGUCCAAGUUGAGUAUUCCGACCAUGAUGAAGCUCCAAUCUUAUCAAUCGACGACGCUAUCAAAAGAAAAUCGUUUUAUGAAGAUUGGACAAGAAGUAUGAUAACCCAACCUUCUUCCAUAGAUGUACAAAAUUUAAUUGAAAAAGUUCAAACUUUCAAAAAAAACGGACAAGAAACUAACUUGCAUGUAGUAGAAGGAACUGUCAACAUUUCAGGACAAGAACAUUUCUAUAUGGAAACUCAGGGAUGUAUUGUCAUUCCAUCCUCUUCUUCAAUUAACUUUCAUGAAAAGAAUGCAAUAACAGUUUUUUCAUCUGCUCAAGGAUUAAGCUUGGUUCAAACAUUGGUUUCUCAAGCCCUCGGUCUUCCAAUGAAUCAAAUUCUUGUGAAAACUCCGCCCAAAAUAGGUGGAGGAUUUGGUGGCAAAGAGACAAGAAGUGCAUUUCUUGCUGCUGCUUGUGCUGUUGCUGCUCAAAAGACCCAGAGACCAGUUCGAUUGAUUUUAGAUCGCGUGUCAGACAUGAAAUGGUCUGGAACUAGACAUCCCUUCAAAGCAAACUUCAAAUGUGUCAUCAAUAAGGAAACACUUAAAUUUGAAGGUGCAAAGAUUGAUAUUUACUGCAAUGCUGGAUACAGUUUAGAUUUAAGCGGACCUGUCAUUGAGAAGGCCUUAUUGUCCAUUGACAAUUGUUAUCAUAUUCCCAACUUGGAAGUGAAUGGAUUUGUUUGCAAAACCAAUCUACCAAGCGCUACUGCAUUUAGAGGAUUUGGAGGGCCACAAGCUUUCUUCAUCAUUGAAACUAUGAUUGAACAAGCAGCAGAUAGUUUAGAGAGAGAACUAUUACACAAGAAUAACAACCCUCAAUCCUUGAUAUACCCUCUUGCCUUUCAAAUUAGAGAAGCGAACAUGUAUUCAAAAGAAUGUAAACUAACUCCAUUCUGUCAAGAAAUACCUGAUGUUGAUCAAAUACGAAAAAUAUGGGAGCAAGUUCAAAACAUUUGCCAAUACAAAGAACGACUCGAGCUGGUCAAAGACUUUAAUAAGAAGAAUACUUACAGAAAAAAAGGAAUUUGUGUUAUUCCAACUAAAUUUGGGGUUGGCUUUCAAGAAUUAUUUAUGAAUCAAGGUUGUGCACAGGUAAAUGUUUACUCUUCUGAUGGAACUGUUCUCAUCAAUACUGGUGGUAUAGAGAUGGGACAAGGUCUUCACACAAAGAUUAUUCAAACUGCAGCCACAUGUUUGGGAAUUUCAACCGAGCUCAUUACCAUUGCUUGUCCUUCAACACACUCGAUACCAAACCCUUUACCAACUGCUGGAUCGAUGGGAACUGAUUUGUUUGCAGGUGCUACUCUUGUUGCCUGCAAGAAACUGAACAAGCGAUUGGCGCCGUUGAGAAAACAAAUGUUUGGCAAUAAUCAUAGAGAACUGAACAGAGAAGAGUGGUCAAAGUUGAUUACAGCUGCAUUUUUUAAUAGAAUAUCACUUAGCUCUUUUGGAUUUUUAAAACCUCCGUCUGUAUUUGGAGAACAAUCUUGGGAUGAAGGAACUAUGACUGGAAACCCACAUUUGUAUUUUGUUGUUGGAACUUGUUGUGCCGAAGUUGAGAUUGAUACCUUGACAGGGGAUUGGGUGAUUCAUAGAGUAGAUAUUGGCAUGGAUAUUGGAGACACGAUCAAUCCGGCAAUAGAUAUAGGCCAGAUUGAAGGCGGUUGGACUCAAGGAUGUGGAUUAUUCAUGAUGGAAGAAUUGGUUUGGGGAGAUGACCCAAAGAGAGAAGAUGUUUCAUCUACAAACUUUGCCAAUCCAUGGUUACCUAGUGGUUCAUUCUUUUCCUUAGGUCCUGGUAAUUACAAAAUUCCAAGCUUUGGUGAUUUACCUUCAACUUUCAACAUACACCUUCUCAGAAAAGAUAAUACGGAAGCAUGUAGUUCAGUUUAUAGAUCAAAAGCUGUGGGAGAACCACCGUUGUUUUUGGGCUCUUCUGUUCUGUUUGCUGUUAGGAAUGCCAUUAAGGAAUUCCGACAAGAGAAAAUGCCUCAACAUUCAUCCUUUGUUUUGGAUUCUCCCGCAACAACCCAAAGAAUCAGACUGCUUUGCCAUGAUGAAUUUGUUGGAAAUGUAUCUACUCCACUGCAAAGAGUGAAUGGAAACUUUUAA
Molecule: messenger RNA, 4467 nt
Organism: Naegleria fowleri
Lineage: Eukaryota; Heterolobosea; Eutetramitea; Acrasida; Naegleriidae
Exons: 2
Coding region: 1-4467 (1488 amino acids)
Molecular function (GO): iron ion binding; oxidoreductase activity; FAD binding
Source: RefSeq, a predicted model, not a curated record